AUGAUCAUCAUCGAGCAUGUGCUCUACACCCCGCUCAGCCCGCCUCUGACUCUUGAAUCGGAUGGAAUCGAAUACCAUGAUCUUAGCUAUAAUGCGUGGGUCAGUAGAGGUCGCAAUGCGUGUUAUAACCAUCAGAGCAAGCCCAGCUCUUCAAACUGUUUGCCUCUUCUCCUCACAAAUCAUCGAAUUUCGACCGAGACUCAGGUGAUCCUCGGACGCAUGAAAGUCGACUACAUUCUAGACAUAUCAGUCAAGGAUGACUUGCGCCUCUUGCUAACCUGGCUGUCAGUACCGUGUCUCACAACCCACAUAACGACCCUCUACGCGAAUGUGCGUCUGUUCGGUCACGUUAUCGAGAAGCGCACCAUCCGUAGCCAACUUGGCGACGGCGGUCGGCUAGGCUUCCACUGGUACUUCUAUGCGGCAUUAGAGCGAUUUUUCCGCUAUGGUCCUGUGGGAGAGAAAAAGCGCAAAGAAGAAGACGAAUCUUCUGGAUAUCCUCGAAACACAAAGGAAUUCGAGGAUCGGAAGAUGCUGAUCGACACACUCGUUCUCGACUUCCAGUCUGCGGACCUGGAACUUUCCUUCCCACCAGAAGAUGUCACAUACAAGCAGUGGUCCAGGCGGCAUUGGGGUCUGGAUCGGGGAGACCGGAGCGAGACUUCAGAGACAUUGUCAUCAUAUAAAACGCGCCCGGAGUGGCUCUGUGAAUAUCUGAAGGCCUGGAUAAGCGGUCUUCUUUACAUGAGCUAUCAUACUUCCAAAUUCGGGCAACCAUUAUAUGAGCAUAUUGGGACGAUCCAGAUGCUUGUUGAUGGUCAACUAUAUCAUGAAUUUGAUCUUGCAGCUUGGUUAGCUCGCCUACGGUUUACCGAUUCAACCUCUAUGAUGGGUCAUUUACCUACUGAUGACAGACAGUCUGGAUUUUGGAAAUGGAAAAAAGAGACAUUGCUGAGAAGGGAGGCCCAAGGGUUUCCCGUGAUAUGGCCAUCUGAUGAUGAAUUAGGACGAAGAGAGGUGUGA
Molecule: messenger RNA, 1023 nt
Organism: Penicillium hordei
Lineage: Eukaryota; Fungi; Ascomycota; Eurotiomycetes; Eurotiales; Aspergillaceae
Exons: 1
Coding region: 1-1023 (340 amino acids)
Source: RefSeq, a predicted model, not a curated record